Molecule: messenger RNA, 5052 nt
Organism: Acanthosepion pharaonis
Lineage: Eukaryota; Metazoa; Mollusca; Cephalopoda; Sepiida; Sepiidae
Source: the annotation of a GenBank genome assembly
AUGCGGGGACAAAAUACUAAUUUUUGGAAAUGGUUUAAUAAACCUUAUUCAUGCAUUCUGGAACUACUGCUCCUGGUGGUUCUGUUUUCUUCAGGAUCAUACAGCGCUAAUGUGCCACUCCCUUCAGGAUCAGUUGAUCUCUUAGAAGCAGUUAAUAUUCAAGGCAAUACUGGAAAGUCUCAGGGCAUUAUUGCAGAUGUGGGCUUUUGUCCACACCGACCACAAUCAAAAGAUCCACUAAGUGAAGGAGUACCGGAUAUAGCAUACUUUUUUGGCAGUGAUGCUACAUUACUUAGCGUUAAAGCAGAAGAAGUCUUUAAGGGAGGUUUUCCAGUAAACUUUUCUAUUCUUGCAACUUUCAAAGCUGAAGCUGGAGUUUCUGCUAAUUUAUUCACAAUGUAUCACAAUGAAGAUGCACGAGAGCAACUUUCUCUGAAAGUUGGUAAUGAAAUCAAACUUCUUUAUAGUGACUCAGAAAAAUAUCCAGAACCUGAAUUCUAUCCAUCCUUGAAAAUCAAUUUGACUGAUGGCGAAUGGCAUCGUAUUGGAUUUAGUGUGAAAGGGAAUGCUGUGACAUUCAUUUUUGAUUGUCAGCAGGACAAAACAUUCAACCUUCCAAGGAAAUCUAAUCUUGACCACCAUGGUCUCAUUGUCAUUGGAAACCAACUGUUAGAAAAUGAAUACUACAGGGGAGCCAUUCAAGACCUUCUUAUUGUCAAUGACUCAGCUGCUGCCUAUGACCACUGUAAUUAUUACUGUCCUAACUGUGAUGUACCUUUUGCCAGGAAGGACAUGGGAUUAGUGACUGAUAUUGAAGCAGCAGGUGCCAAUACUGCUGAGUCUAAUAUUAUUAUGAUUACUGAUGAAGAUGGUUCAGGAAGCAUCUCUGUUGAAACUGAAUAUCCACUCCAAUAUGGUCCUGUUGGUUUUCCAGGACCACGAGGUCCUCCAGGUAAUCCUGGUCCAAAGGGAGAUUCAGGAUUUCCUGGUCGAGAUGGUCUCCCUGGUGUCAAUGGACUUCCUGGACCUCCUGGACACGUUUUUAUCAUUCCUCUAAAUUGGGAUACCUCAAAGGGACCAAAUAACCAAGCUGAAACCUUAAGAUCUAUGUUAAGCCAACACAUGCUUGCCAUGCGGGGCUCACCUGGUCCACAGGGAAUGACGGGCCUUUCAGGUCCACCCGGUAUGCCGGGUCCAGUUGGUCCAAAAGGAGAUCCUGGAGUUCCUGGUGAAGAGGGUCCCGCUGGACCUAUGGGGGCUCCUGGUAUGCCUGGUGGCACUGGCCAAAGAGGCAGGCCUGGUAGAGAUGGUGAGAGGGGCAUAUCAGGUCCUCCAGGUGACAAGGGACUUUCAGGAUUUCCUGGAUUGCCUGGGCUACCUGGUGAGAAAGGUGAUAGAGGCUUAGGCGGACCAUCUGGCCCGAUUGGGUUGCCUGGUCAUGAUGGACCUCAAGGUGAGCAAGGCAGUCCAGGGGCUGUUGGUGCUCCUGGAGAAAUGGGACCAAGAGGAUUUCUGGGAUCGAGAGGUCCCCCUGGACCAGUUGGGCAACCUGGUUUGCCUGGGGCGGAAGGUCCAGUUGGACCAAAAGGAAAUCAGGGAGCUCCUGGUGCCCAUGGUGCCCCUGGUGCCCCUGGACCACAAGGUGCUACGGGGCCACCGGGACCCAUUGGACACCUGGGACCACCUGGUAUUUCUGGUCCUCAGGGUAAACCUGGUUUACCUGGAUUACCUGGCCCAAUUGGUCCACCUGGUCCUCCAGGAAUUACUGGUGAACCUGGAAUUAAGGGUGAAACUGGCUCUGUUGGUCCACAAGGUGUUAAUGGUUACCCAGGAUCACGAGGUGUUAAGGGUGACAGAGGAUCCCGAGGUAUACUUGGAGAAAAAGGAGACACUGGUAUCAUGGGACCUGAUGGCGAGAAAGGUGACAUGGGUAUGAAAGGUGACAAAGGAAGAAAAGGAGCCACAGGACCCAUGGGUAUUGAAGGAAUUGAAGGUCAAAAGGGAGAGUAUGGUCCACGUGGAGAAACUGGUCCACCAGGUCCUUCAGGAGAGAAGGGUCGUAUUGGUAUUCCUGGAUUCCCCGGCUAUCCUGGACCUCCUGGUGAAAAGGCAGAGAGAGGACCUGCUGGCAGACGAGGCAAAAGAGGUUCCAAAGGAAAGACUGGUCUUCCCGGACCUUUAGGCGAACGUGGAGAAAGAGGACCAGUGGGACAACGUGGUGAAAGAGGUCAAAGGGGCAUCCCUGGGCCUACUGGACCUAAAGGAGAUGAUGGUCCACCUGGUCCCCCUGGAUUCCAAGGAGAACAAGGUAUUCAAGGUGUUCCAGGCCCGGCAGGACUUAUUGGACCACCUGGUCCUCCUGGACACCCUGGAAAAGAUGGACUUCCUGGCUUUCCUGGUGAGAGAGGUGAAACUGGUCAACCUGGAGCUGCAGGGCAAUCUGGACCUGUUGGUGUUAUGGGACCACCUGGUCAACCUGGUGAUCCUGGCCCACCUGGUGAAAUAGGACCCCCUGGUAAUAUAGGCCCGCCAGGUGAUACUGGUUUACCUGGUGAUGCUGGGACACCUGGAGAACCAGGUCCCAUUGGUCCCCCUGGAUCUGAUGGUCCUAUUGGCCCUGCUGGAGCUCCUGGCUUCCCUGGUGAUCGAGGUCUUCCAGGUGCACCUGGAAAAGAUGGAAAAACUGGACCACCUGGUGCUAAAGGACCUCGCGGACCUUUGGGAGAUAAAGGAGAACGUGGAGAGCCUGGCAAAUCAGGUGAACGUGGAUCUCAAGGUCGACGUGGUUUAAUUGGACCUCAAGGACAAAGAGGAAUGAAGGGCGAUCCUGGUGUUGAAGGUAUUGCUGGUGAAGUCGGACCACCAGGUCCAAAUGGUCCUCGGGGAUAUCCUGGCCCUGCCGGACCUGUUGGGCCUCCUGGUGAAGAUGGUGAUAAGGGUGAUAUUGGACCGCCAGGAGAGCGUGGUGCAAAGGGUGAUCAUGGUGUUAUGGGACCUCCUGGUCCUCAAGGACCUGUUGGCUUGCAGGGAGCUCCUGGCCCACCAGGUCCUGCUGGAGAGUUUGGAUCACCUGGUGUUCAAGGUCCACCUGGUCGUAAGGGAAGUGAAGGUCCUCGUGGAUUGACUGGACCUUCUGGACUUGCUGGAGUUCAAGGAACUCCUGGUCAACCUGGUGUUAAAGGAGAAGCUGGAGAUGUUGGUCCUAAAGGACCACCUGGUGCACCUGGACCAGUUGGAGCAACUGGACCCAGUGGUCCUAUGGGACCACCUGGUGGAGCUGGAAACCCUGGACCUGAAGGACCAAUGGGAGAGAAAGGUGCACCUGGUCCAUCUGGACCUCCUGGAGUACCUGGAAAAGAUGGAGAACCUGGUCCAUUCGGUGAAAUGGGACAAAAAGGAGAUCUUGGAAAGACAGGUCUUCAAGGAUCUCCUGGACCAAGAGGACCUCGUGGCCCUGAUGGGCCAAAGGGAGAACCUGGAGUGGCUGGAUAUCCAGGACCUGAGGGCCCAUCUGGUGACUCUGGUUUGAAGGGUGAGCCUGGCCGCCCUGGAACUGAUGGUAAAGAUGGACUUCAAGGACCUAUUGGUCCACCAGGUCCCCAGGGUGAAACUGGACUUCCUGGACUGCCAGGUAAACAGGGUCAAACUGGUGCACCUGGCCUCCAAGGUAUUCCCGGAGAAAUUGGCAAAAAAGGUGACCGUGGCCUUCCUGGACCUCCUGGCCAACAAGGACCAGUUGGACCAACAGGCCCCAUUGGACCUCCAGGAAUCGAAGGACCAAGAGGACAACCAGGCCCUGUGGGAGAAAGUGGACCAAUUGGUCCUCCAGGAAAAUCAGGUUCACAGGGACCUGAGGGACCUCCUGGACCACCUGGACCCAAGGGAGACAUUGGUGUUAAAGGAGUCAAGGGACAUCAAGGAAAAAUUGGAGACCUUGGAUCACCUGGUCCCGUUGGACCUAAGGGAGAACCAGGAAAGAUGGGCCGACCUGGCAAACGUGGAAGCAAAGGACCUGUUGGACCUGUUGGUCCUGAAGGACCUGCAGGAGCUGAUGGCCCACCUGGACCAAUUGGUCCAGAGGGUCCACCUGGUCCCAAAGGAGAAAUGGGAAUGACUGGAUCUAAGGGAGAAAUGGGAUUAUAUGGUCCUCCUGGUCCUCCAGGAGCACCUGGCGAAGCCCAAGCAAUACCUACUGAACAUCUUGGAAUGCGUGCAAGACACACUCGAAGGAGGAAGAAGAAGAAGAAGAGGAGGAGGAGGUCUGCUGAUGGUAGCGAAGUUACUGAUGAUGAAAAAGAUGGAAUAGAAGAGGUGGAUGAGGUUAUUCAAGGAAUGGCUACAAAGAAAGUCUCCAUUAAAGAAGGCCUGAUGCAGGUUGUAGAUAAAAUGUUUGAGGAGAUUGAUAAACUCAAUGAAGAAGUCAUGGGUUACAAAUUCCCUAAAGGUACCAAAGAGAAUCCUGCUGUGACCUGUCGAGAUGUAUAUUUAGGCCAUCAAGAUUUUCAAGAUGGAUGGUAUUGGAUUGAUCCAAAUAUGGGAGCUCUUAAUGAUUCUAUCCAUGUAUGGUGUAACUUGACAGCCCAUGGAGAGACUUGUGUAUAUCCUGUCAGAAAAACAAGGAUGGUUAUACCAAGGCCAUGGAAAAAACAUAAAACAGAUUUAAGAUGGUUCAGUGAAUUUGAAGAUGGAUUUAAGAUUGAAUACAGUUCCGAAGUGCAGCUAAAUCUGCUGCGGCUAAACAGCAAUUAUGUGACCCAGCGUUUUACAUACUUUUGCACCAAUUCAGCAGCUUGGUAUGAUCAAAAAUCACGGGGCUUUGAGCAUGCGUUGACAUUAAUGGGUAGCAGUGACCACGAAUUUGAAACCAGAGAUCUUUCAGGUGAUGAAGUGCCUUUUGAUGGUUGUAAGGAUCAUCGAUCAAACACAUAUUCUAUGUUUGAAAUUCGUACACGUAAGCUGGACUGGCUUCCUAUACUCGACUUUAUGCCUAAAGAUUAUGGAGAGCCCUGGCAACAGUUUGGUUUUGAGGCUGGACCUGUCUGUUUUAGUUAA